GAGAGCUGUGUGGAGAAGGAACUCCCGGAGGGCGGAAUGGGCGCUGGCUGCCAGCCGGGCCACCUGGGGAGGCUGUGGAGGUGAGCCAGGAACAGGGGCCCCUGCCUGAGGGGAGAGUUGUGGCUGAAAUCCUGCCCAUGCCAAGGUAUUGUGCCCACAUGGCAGGGGUGAAGGGCCCUUCUUGGCAGGAGGGCCGUUCUUGUCCAAUACGCACAAAGGUGCAGGUUGUUUGCUAAGACCGUUGAGCAGCAGUGCGUGGUGUGCAAGGCCAGACCGAGGAGUGGAAGAGCGGUCACUGUCCUCACGGAGGCGGCAGGGGCCCUGGGGAACGGAGUGGAUGGGGACAUGGUUCAGAUACAAGUGACUAAAAACUUGGAAGUUUCGCCGCAGAGCCGCCGGGGCGAGAAGAGAAGGUCUGCAGACUUCGCCAAACACGGAUGUCCUCCAGCGAGCUGCCGGCAUUUCAGGCCUGGUGAAGGAGACGGCGAAGGUUGUGUGAGACAGCCAUCAUUUGGGGUCAUCUACCUAAUAGGUCCAAGAGGUGGGCCAGCCAUGAGAGGGUACCUUGUGGCCAUAUUCCUGAGUGCUGUCUUUCUCUAUUAUGUGCUGCAUUGUAUAUUAUGGGGAACAAACGUCUAUUGGGUGCCACCUGUGGAAAUGAAGCGGAGAAAUAAGAUCCAGCCUUGUUUAUCGAAGCCAGCUUUUGCCUCUCUCCUGAGGUUUCAUCAGUUUCACCCUUUUCUGUGUGCAGCUGAUUUUAAAAAGAUUGCUUCCUUGUAUGGUAGCGAUAAGUUUGAUUUGCCCUAUGGGAUAAGAACAUCAGCGGAAUAUUUUCGACUUGCUCUUUCAAAACUGCAGAGUUGUGAUCUCUUUGACGAGUUUGACAAUGUGCCAUGUAAAAAGUGCGUGGUGGUUGGUAAUGGAGGAGUUUUGAAGAAUAAGACAUUAGGAGAAAAAAUUGACUCCUAUGAUGUAAUAAUAAGAAUGAAUAAUGGUCCUGUUUUAGGACAUGAAGAGGAAGUUGGGAGAAGGACAACCUUCCGACUUUUUUAUCCAGAAUCUGUUUUUUCAGAUCCCAAUCACAAUGAUCCUAAUACUACGGCGGUUCUCACUGCUUUUAAGCCGCUUGAUUUAAAGUGGCUGUGGGACUUGUUGACAGGUGGCAAAAUAAACACUAAUGGUUUUUGGAAGAAACCAGCCUUAAACUUGAUCUACAAACCUUAUCAAAUCAGAAUAUUAGAUCCUUUCAUUAUCAGAAUGGCAGCUUAUGAACUGCUUCACUUCCCAAAAGUGUUUCCCAAAAAUCAGAAACCCAAACACCCCACAACAGGAAUUAUUGCCAUCACGUUGGCCUUUCACAUAUGUCACGAAGUUCACCUUGCUGGUUUUAAAUACAACUUUUCUGACCUCAAGAGUCCUUUGCACUAUUAUGGGAAUGCCACCAUGUCUUUGAUGAAUAAGAAUGCAUAUCACAAUGUGACAGCAGAGCAGCUCUUUUUGAAGGACAUUAUAGAAAAAAACUUUGUAAUCAACUUGACUGAAGAUUGACUCUACAGACUCAGAAGACUAUGCUAACAGUAUUAGUUUUAUUUUUAUACGGCAGUUUUUAGUUUAUUUUUAAAUAUGUUGGAUGCACUUGUCAAAAAAUUGUGUAUAUUAAGUCUGUUGCUGCCUGGUGAUUCAUAACCACCAGCUUAAUUUCUGUGAAUAUAUUUAAUUUAUAAAAACCAAGAUAUGUUUAGUUAUCAGGGAAAGUUUUGAUUGCAUUGUUUUUAAAACAAGCUAGUUUUCCGAAGUGUUUCUAAACAUCUUUUUAUAUAGACUUCAUCUUAGACUUUUGAGGGGAUGUGACUUCCUAAUAAGGGGCUUUAGCUGACCACAAUUUUUGAACACAUUUGGCUACUCUGAAUUAGUGGGGCAUGGCCAUGUGGUUGUGCCUUGAUACAGCAGACUGGAGCCACUUUCGGCAUGUAGCUACAUGAUUGUGUUGUACCUGAGGAAACAGAUUUGAAUCUUAAAGCAGCCCUGAACACAGCACUACGUAUGGUUAUGGAAAUCUAAGAUCAGACUGGUUUCAUUAAGCUUUUUUUGUCCUGCAAUUAAGUAAACCAUGAUUGUAAUGAGUAAUCUGGUAAAAGGAAGGUGUGUUUUUAAGGUAAAGGAAAUGGACUAAACAUGAAAUUCUGGACGAGUAAAUAAGCUAAGAAUGCCACUUACCAAAGCCUGGCGACUGCAUUAUUUUAAAGCUCAUACAAGGUAGCAGAGCUCGGCAAGCUUAAGGAAAGCAUUAUUAAAUUUUUUUGCCUGGCCUAAUAUAUUAAAAUGUGAAAGUUUACUAUUGGAAUUAAAUUAGAAAAAAUGAAGAUAAAUCCUUGAGACUCCUCCUCAAGCUGUUUCUGGAUUUAAAUGGGACUUUCAUGAGAGAUUUCAACUUCAAAGGGGAAGGCUUACCUGGCUACCUAGGCUGCAUCAGAGAAGAGUGCUGCUGGAUGCAAACAAGUCAAAACCAACCCUUCGAACAAAUGUGAGCUAGUGUCCCUUCUCAUUUAAACCAGCCCAUGGCUAUGGGGAGGGAAAAAGGAAGAGAAGAGAAUUACAAGAAGGAUGGAAUUAAAAGUUCUUAGAAGAGGUAAGAGUUGAAAGAACUGUUAUCUUUUGAACAAUAAUUAUCACUGGGAGUCACGCUGGUGUUACUGGGAACCAACCAGCCUCUCUAAAGAUUAUGUCAAACGCAGUAGAAGAGGAGAGAAAACUCCUAGUUGAUGUAAGCCAGAUCUACACAUGAAACCUGGACACUGUUCUGUUAGCACCAGCACACUUGCACAGUACCAUGAUCUCACUGGAUUCCUCCAGUAACUGAGGUGGAAAACAUGGGUGUUCGUGUGACCCUGCCCUCCUACCACACAGCCAGAGUUCACAGCCUGGCUGCUCAAUUUCAAUCUGUGAACUAAUUUAGGCUUCAAAAAUGGAUGGUCCUGGCUGUAGUAAAAAUAAAAAACCACUGGUAGCAUUUUCAAAUGUUCCUAUAAGGUUUAGAAUAAUGGCAGGACAAUUUCUGACUGAUGCUAAAACUGAGAAAUCUGGCAUUUUGUGUAGUGUGAGAGAAGGCUACAAACUUCAACAUGGUUUUAUAUAAGCCCAAGGAAAGUCUCAGCAAGACACAUAUAUACAAUUUAUUAAAAACACAUGAACACAUUAAGAUCUCACUAUUUAUACAAUCUAGAUUCUAGCAACAUAUACACAUACUGAGUGACUACAGUACAUGCCGAGGUAAGAAAAGUACAUUCCGGGAGAAUAUCACUGACCCUCAAGCCAUUUUUAUUUCCAAUAUGUAUUUCGAUAGGUUUUGUUUCCACCUUUCCCAGUGCCAAAAAAAAAAAGAAAAA
Molecule: messenger RNA, 3386 nt
Organism: Mustela erminea (ermine)
Lineage: Eukaryota; Metazoa; Chordata; Mammalia; Carnivora; Mustelidae
Gene: ST3GAL6
Product: ST3 beta-galactoside alpha-2,3-sialyltransferase 6
Exons: 11
Coding region: 346-1548 (400 amino acids)
Biological process (GO): glycolipid biosynthetic process
Molecular function (GO): beta-galactoside alpha-2,3-sialyltransferase activity
Source: RefSeq, a predicted model, not a curated record